Myripristis murdjan (pinecone soldierfish) is the source of this 4430-nucleotide messenger RNA. It is a transcript of the gene arhgap27, whose product is annotated as Rho GTPase activating protein 27. The record is from RefSeq and is a predicted model, not a curated record. Gene Ontology annotation, cellular component: cytoplasm. Bases 394 to 3423 code for a protein of 1009 amino acids. Gene Ontology annotation, molecular function: protein binding. The transcript is spliced from 19 exons. NCBI's taxonomy places the organism in Eukaryota, Metazoa, Chordata, Actinopteri, Holocentriformes, Holocentridae. Gene Ontology annotation, biological process: regulation of GTPase activity; signal transduction.
GGGAACAGGAAAUGAGAACGAAGCAGAUACAUGUAAGCAGCGGUGUAAGAGACAGCCUGUAGGCUCUGUAACGCUGGAUUUAUUUGGCAGAAAACAGCUUCAUGGUUGCAUGAGAGACUUCCCGUGUCAGAAGAAAUUUUUGAAAAAGAAGUCAGGCAAGUGGUGAGCACCAUCCAGUGUGUACAAAAGUCAGAUGCUUUGGAGAGCCGCUACAAAUAGAGGGUGAAGCAACAUGCUGUAAAUACUCCGAGUGAUUCAUGGAUAACACAGGGCCUGAUAUGGAAAACUGAGAUUGCUGGAUGACGUUGGAUCGACGUUCAGACCAGCUCCAAGAUUGUGACACUGUAUCCAUGACUGCCCAGCAACACAGAGGCCACAGAGGUGGACUGCAGCAUGGAGCUUGUGUCAGUGCAGUAUAAAUAUGAGUACAAAGCCAGGGAUGGUCAUCUUGUGUCCAUCAAGCCUAAUGAAAGUUACAUCCUCAUCUCAAAGACUAAUGACCACUGGUGGCACGUCUGCAAAGACCAGCACAGCAAGCCCUUUUACAUCCCAGCACAGUAUGUCCGGGAGAUCCCCUCGCUUAAUAAAGACCUCUUGGAUCCAGGGCCUAACAGCUGUCAUCCUGCUGAGUUUGUGACUAACAGUGAGCCAGUGGAUAUGCCAGCAGCAAAGCCAGACGGAGAGAUGUCGACAGUUCGUGUACCGGCCGAGGAGCCUCCCAAAGACACUUUCCGGUUCUCAACGUUUGGUCUCUGUGACAACCUCCCGAACGUCGCAGCCUGCGAGCACACAGAGACGCUGACAGGAGGACACGCCUCUUCCAGAUCUGGAGAUGUCCUUCAUCAUGUACGGACACACAGUUCAGCAGCAGGCCCUUCAUUUACCUCAACACCUCUGAAUACUGAUGGCCAGAGCCUCUACACACAACCUGUGCCCAAGGCCAGGCGUGGUCAUCCCCAGCGGCUGUCGGCAGGCUCACUACAGGAUGAACAAGUAGAACUGCCAAACACCUCGAGAUGCCAAAUAAAAACAAAAGGAGAUAUAUCUAUAAACUUCCCUGUGACUGAUAACUCGAUUAUCUAUGAGACCAUACCGGAUCUAACAGAGCCAGCAUCUGAAGUCCCAUAUUCUGAGUUGUCAGGUGCUAAAGCUUCAGACAGCACAUUAUCACUUCAGCAGAGUGAGAGUCAAACUGCAGAACCAGCUCAUUCUGCAGGUGCCAAGGAGCAGGUGGAGAAUGAAAGCCUCAAAUCUGCUGUGUACGUCAAUGUAGCAGAGCUUCGUCAAAGCAUCUCCGAGUCUCCCCCCUCAGCCGCCUCGUCCUGCUCUCCUUCAUAUCUGAACCCAGAGGGAUGGGAGGUGCAUGUUGAUCAGGGAAGUGGGCAGGAGUAUUACUACCACCCUGCCACGGGGCGCACCACCUGGGACAACCCCUUCCUCGACUCCCCUAUGGACCCUGAGGCACUUCCUGCAGAAGAGCCUUGUUCCCCCUCACCUUCACAGUCCCCUGCCCUGUCUCCAUCCACUGCCUCCCCCUCUGCGUGGACCUCUGACUGGGAGCAAUUGGUGGAUGAGGUCAGCGGUCGCCUCUACUUCUAUAACCCAAUGUCUGGGGAGACGUCUUGGCAGCCCCCAGAGCCGCUGAGCCCCUACCCCCCUCUGAUGGAGCCUUUGGGUGCGCACAGGCUCCAGGAGGAUGGGCCGCCUCCUCUGCCUGAAGAGGACUACCCGUCAGAGGACUAUCCGGUCAUUGACCCACCUGAUUUCCAGGAGGAGCCCGCCAUUGCAGCCCCUCCGACUCUCCCAAAGGAGUACACCUUCAGCCACGUCAACCGGGCCAUCAUCCCCAGGGCUAACCUGGACCGCAGUAGCCCGUCUGGCUGGAACCUCACUGUGGACCCCGAUGGUACCUGGAUCUUCACUAGCGAACACUCCCAAGAGCAGUGGAUCAAAUCGCUGGAUGAUCGAGGGCAGACCUACUACUACCUGAGAGACGGCUCCAAGUCCCAGUGGAACCUGCCUGAGGUUCCUGUCGGUCCAGGCCAGCUCAAGGUUGGGAACGGUGUUGAGGCGGACGGUGUGUCAGUCUUCAAGAACUGGAGACACACCAUGGGACCGGCACAGCUCAGCACAGUCCAGGAAGAUGGGAGGUUCGUUCCAACUCACAGAAGGAAUGCAUCAGACUAUGGCAGCGACAGCUCCAGUGCAGGAAACUCCCCGGAGACGCAGCAUCACGUGCAGAACUUAGAGAAAGCUGGAAUUCUCAACAAAACAAAAGUGUCUGAGAACGGCAAGAAAGUGAGGAAAAACUGGGUCCAGUCGUGGACGGUUCUCCACGGAGGAGUGCUGACGUUCCACAAAGACCCGAAGUCGACAGCGACGGGAGCCUCGAACAAGACCAAUCAGAUCGUCCCGGAGGUCACCGUGGACCUGCGGGGGGCAGUGGUUACCUGGGCGUCCAGAGACAAAUCCAGCAAAAAGAACGUUUUAGAGUUAAAAAGCAAGAAUGGUGUUGAGUUUCUGAUACAGUACGACACAGACAGUAUCAUCAAUGACUGGCACAAAGUGUUAGUGGACACCAUACGGCAACUUGAGUACCAGGACCAUCACUCAGAGGAGGAUGUGGACUAUAGUGAGAACUCCUCUAUCACAGAGCGAGAGGAGCGGUCUGGGACAAUGAUGGACAAGAGGAGAGCCUCCAGGCCCAGUGUCCACAGCUCCUCCAGCAAUGCAGGAGACACAGACCAGAAGAGGGUUCGAACCAAGCUCAUGAAGUUCCUCCUGAAACGGCCCACGCUGCAGUCGGUCAAGGAGAAAGGCUACAUCCGAGAAAAUGUCUUUGGGUGCCAUCUGGCCACGCUGUGUGCGCAGGAGAAGACCACAGUCCCCAGAUUUGUGGAGAAGUGUAUCAGAGCGGUGGAAAAGAGAGGUUUAGACAUUGAUGGAAUCUACAGAGUCAGUGGGAACCUAGCGGUCAUUCAGAAACUACGCUUCAAGGCCGAUCACGAGGAGCUGGACCUGGAGGACGGCCAGUGGGAGGACAUUCAUGUCAUCACCGGAGCCCUGAAGCUGUUUUUCAGAGAGCUCCCCGAGCCGCUUUUCCCCUACAGCCAUUUUAACGGUUUCAUCAAAGCCAUCAGAACUGUAGAUCACCACACAAAAGUGUCUUUCAUGUGUGAUCUAGUCAAGUCACUCCCUGCACCAAAUCACGAUACCAUGCAGCUCCUGUUUGGGCAUUUACGCAACGUCAUCAGACACGGAGAUGAAAACCGUAUGAGUGUGCAGAACGUGGCGAUCGUGUUCGGCCCGACGCUGCUGCGACCAGAGACGGAGUCGGCCAACAUCACGAUGCACAUGGUGUUUCAGAACCAGAUAGUGGAGCUCAUCCUCAACGAAUAUGAAGUCAUCUUCUUCUCCAGCUAAAGCAGUCAUAAAGUCUCCUGGGCAAAACCUGCGCUAAAAUAUAAAUCCUUGCAUUAUUUGAACUACUUGACGAGUGCUUAGUUACACUUUUCACGCACUUGAACAGCUUCAUAAGUGGAACAUCCUUUGUAAGUUGAAGGGCUCCUCACCAUUUGUGUCAGAAUAUUUGAAGCAUUUUAAGCGCUGUUUUGUCCAGAUUCACACCGCUGGAGGCUCACAACAUUAGAAAUAUUUUCGGCAGUAUUGUUUAAUUGGAAACCAAGCCGCACCGCGUGGACAGAUGUGGUUUGGUUUCCCGUCUCAGAGCUUCUGAUGUAGUUGCUUAAGCAGCGGAAGUUCAUUGUUCGGUUUUCUUAAUCUGAGAAGUCACUUUCUGCAAGGUGCGUUUAUUUUGUUUUUGUUUUUUUUUGUUUGUUUGUUUUUUUUUGGUAUGUUUUGUUUGCAGACAUGACUGUAGGGCAGUAGAACCCAAGGCAGACCUGGAAAAAUGCAUUAAUGCUCUCUUAAAAAAAACCAACAAAAAACAAUCAAUGAAUGCUUCCAUCUUUAUUUUAGAGGAUUUUAAUGACUUUUAAAUGUGUGGGAUUUUAAGUUACAGCAUCAUAUACGGCAAUAACUGAGGUUGUAUGCUAAUAUUAUAUGUCCUUUCAGACUCACUUUUACCUGCAAAGUCUUUUAUUGUAAUAUAGAAAUGUAAUGUAAUGUAAAAGAAAUAUUAAUACCAACAACUUGCUAUGAAGUAGAUACUGACAUAGCGUACUUGUACAACUUCUAGAUUAUUUUCCACUGGAUUUUAAGACGUCAUUUGCUCCCCAGCCAUGCUGUUCUUAAAGAAACUAUGUAUAUUUACACCAUAGAAAGAUAAACUAUAGUGAUACAUUUUUGAGUCAUGAGGUCUCUGGCUUUAGAGAAGAAAUGUGCAUCUUACAAGAGAUUUUUGCCCUGUAAAUAGAAAUAGCAUAUUUAUGCUGGAAAAAAUGCUGAAAAUGAAUGUUUGCCCUUAAUAA